Messenger RNA from Electrophorus electricus (electric eel), 6229 nucleotides. RefSeq names its product fibroblast growth factor receptor substrate 3 (gene frs3). Lineage: Eukaryota; Metazoa; Chordata; Actinopteri; Gymnotiformes; Gymnotidae. The record is from RefSeq and is a predicted model, not a curated record. Gene Ontology annotation, molecular function: transmembrane receptor protein tyrosine kinase adaptor activity; fibroblast growth factor receptor binding. Gene Ontology annotation, biological process: fibroblast growth factor receptor signaling pathway. Gene Ontology annotation, cellular component: cytoplasm.
AAAAAAAUGCCUUUAUUGUUUUCUUUCUAUCCAGUUUAAAAAUAUGUAUCACUGAAAGCAUUAUCCUAACCAGCGAAAACGAACAACGCCUGUCAGCUUUCUUCCUGCAACAUCCGCUGUGGACUUCAGUUUGCAUCCUUGAUCGGUCUCGUUUCGUUUUGCAAUCUUUGCCAAACAUGACAUGUGAAACAUUUCUGCACUGGGAGUUACUGCUCUUACCAGCACAAAAUUCUCCUGCCAUGAUACCCAGCAAAGGAUUCUGGGAUUGACGUUAGCAUCACUCCCACUGAUGGCCUGGAACAGGUUUCAGCUAACCUGUUGAAGCUAUGGGGAGCUGUUGGAGCUGUCUGUACAGAGACUCCAUCCAAGACACCCACCCCACCAAAUUUAAGGUAACAAACGUGGAUGAUGAAGGGAAUGAGCUGGGAUCGGGAACAAUGGAGCUCACCCAAACAGAGCUCAUUCUGCACACGCGCAAACGCGAUGCCAUCCGGUGGCCAUACCUCUGCCUGCGCCGCUAUGGAUACGACUCCAACCUUUUCUCCUUCGAGAGUGGGCGGCGCUGCCAGACAGGGCAGGGUAUCUUUGCAUUUAAAUGCUCUCGUGCAGAGGAGAUCUUUAACCUCUUGCAAGAGCUGAUGCAGUGCAAUAGUAUUAACGUGGUGGAGGAGCCCAUGAUCAUGACCCGGCCCAGCCACACACCGGAGAUGGACCUGCCUCGAACCCCGCAAACACCCAACACUCCUGGGUUUCCAAUGCAGGCUUUUCCUAAUGGAUACCCUGGGUACCCCAUGAGUGCAGACUCAUCACAGCCUUCCCUCUCUGAAGACCACAGGCAUAGCCUCAUGGGGAUGGAUGACCAGACACAUACCUAUGUGAACACAGUGAGCAUGGAGAGUGACAUGUCCAACCGCCAUUGUGUACACUCCUUGCCUGAAGUGCGACCCCCCACCUUUCCCGAGGCCUCCACCACUUCGGCCAUCCGUGGAGGUCAGGUCCCUGGACACUGCUGCCCCAUGGAUGACCCUCACAAAGACCCUCAGGUCUUCCUCCAGCCUGGAGCUCAGGAGGUGAAGUUUAUGCUAGGUCCCACCCCAGCGCAGCGCCACCUGCUGGAACGAGACCGAGACCGCCACAUGCCACGGCCGCUUCGUGCUCCCGAUGGCAGCUCUGAGACUGAGGGUGAGGACGCUCCUCCUGUUCACAUGUGCAACACUCACUCCUACCACCAUUACCACCAUCACCUGCACCGACACCCCAGCAUGGAGCCCUGUCCGGGCAGCCAGCUUACAUAUGAGAACAUUAACGGGCUCCGGGGUGGCCGCAGACAGAGGCUGAGCCCCAGCAGCGUGUCACAGUCACAGUCUGUAGCCUCGAGCAGCAGCAGCAGCACGACUGGUGAGAGCCACCCGCACUCACACCCACACUCGCUGCCGCUGGCACAUACUCAUGCCAUGCCACUGCCACCCCAGACUUAUGGAUGUGAGCGGGGGCUUGGCACCAGCGGGCAUCGCCGCUCUGCGUUGCUCAACUACGAGAACCUCCCUUCACUGCCACCUGUCUGGGAGUACCGUGCCCUUCAGCGUGAGGAAGAGGAGGAGCAGGAUGAAGAUGAGGAAGAUGAUGAGUAUGAGGAAGAAGAAGAGGAGGACUUUGAUGAGUAUGAAUAUUCUGAGGGGCCUGGAACCCCAAAUGGAUAUCACCAGGAAGGCGGUGGAACUGGUGGGAUUCAUCGUGAUGCUCUACAGAACUAUGUCAACACGGAGCAGAUACAGCCUCCAACACAUAUUCGUCAUGCUUGUCCUCCCCACCCUCAUCCUCCUGAGAGGGGGGGCCGAGUUUUCAGCUUUGAUUUCCGCCGGCAGCGGGCAGGACGUGGCGUGAUUGGAAGUGCCGCCUAUGAGCAGCAUGGCCGUCAUCCACCCCCUCCCCCCUCUCGACAGCUCAACUACAUCCAGGUGGAACUGGAGGCUGGGGCUUCCAGUUGCCCAGGACAUGGAGGAGGGGGUGGAGCUCAAGUGCCCCAGAGACCACCCCCUCUUAAGCGCGGCAUGGCUACUACUGCGGCAACCCCUGUGUCCCGUCGUGGAGAGUGCUAUGCUGUGAUCGACUUACAGAAGACAGCAGCCAUGUCCAACCUACAGAAAGCUCUGCCUCGCGAUGAUGGCACCUCCCGAAAAACUCGCCACAACAGUACUGACCUGCCUCUGUGAGAGGUGACUAGAGGAACAAGCGGAGAGAAAAGAGUCUAAUUAUGGGUAAGAGCAGAAAGGUGUGAGGAUGGCGCUCUGGUGGAAUUAUUAACCUUCUCAGCAUUAUGUUAGAUUCUCUGUCCCCACACUCAUAUUUUUAACAGUCUUUACACUCAAACCAAGUAUUGUUGAUAUAGUCAGGUGAAAGUAAGUAUAUUUGGCUAAAUUUAUAUGAGUGAAUGCAAUUUUUAAAGAAGGUCCAUAAUUGUUUUUGGUACCAGAGAUGACCUGGUUAUAUUUUGGUAUGUGUUUUGGUACAAAUUGUUAUGAAACCACCCCCUAAUAACCAGAGGCUUACAACUGUUGCAAUGUUAAAGAUUUACACGAUAAAAUAAGGUAUUUUAAAGUAACAACCUCAUAAAACCUCACCUAGCUGUAGUCCCAAGCUGCUCUGUAAUGGGCUAGCUGUAUUUUUUCAACUAGAGAAAAUCAAUACAAGCUCUAGUCAGAGUGCUAUGUGUCUAAAAGCUUGUUCAUACACAGUAAUUUUGCUCAUGACCUAUCUAAAGAUCACAUUGUAUAUUUUGAUCUUUAUCUUUAUAACAAGUUUUUUGUUUUUUUUUUGCCUAGAGGACAAAAUCCUAUAAAUUUGAUUAUGGAAGUCUAUACUUUCAUUUCAUUUAGAAAAGGUCUUUCAAUAAGUUGUCUCUUAGAGUAAGAUAGAGGCAAGAAAAGUUUAAAUAAGACUGGAAGACUGACUGUUCCCACUCCCCCAAGGAAUCAAUUAUCUGUCAGUGAUUUAUGUUGAAGUAUUAAUGAAGUGCAAAUUCAUUAAGAGUGUGUAUUUAUGUAAAUCUAUGUUUUUGAAAAAUUGUGUGAACAUCAUAGACAUAGACAUGCAGAGAGAAAGACAUUCAUUAUUUUUUUAUAUCUGAAGAAAAAUAUCAUUCCAUAAGCCUUAAGUAGGCAGAUUAUAUUUAUUUAAUUUAUGAUUAUUUAUGUAUUUAUUGAUUUGUUCAAUUUUGGUAUUUAAAACAUUAUAUUUGAGGUAUUGCAGGCAAAUAGGGAAACCACAGAAUCCAGCUUGCAAUUUUUAGUCUCUUAAGAAUUGCAAUUAAAUGCUAAAUAAUUAUAUUACAGUGACAUAUUGUGCCAAACAGCUGAGUAUACUGAAUCAUUGCCAUUGGUGAAUGUGGGAUUUGAGGGCUAACUAAAACAACAACUGAAAAUAAAAUGCAGCUGUACUCUACAACUAUAUAAAGAUUAUUAUAAGCUAUCCAGGGAUAUAACCUUGAUGAUUUCAACUUUCAACAUGUUUACCUAUUCCUCAAGAAAUCCCAUUUAUACAUCCCAACGAGGGAUGGUUCAGGACUUUUGAUUUUACUGCAUAUUUAUUGAUUGACUUAGAAGUUCCAAAAUCAGUCACAGAAUUCCAGUCAACAGCCAUGUUUUCUGUUCCACCUAUACUAAGAGAUAAUCUGUAUGUGUUAACCUGAAGAUAUAUUUGCAUUAUAUUGUGAUAAAGACUAAUAUGGAUGCUGGUUAGAAUUCUGUAACUGACAGUUACUCAAGUUUUUAAAAAGGGGGGGGGGGGUAUCUCCAAAGUGAAAAAUGUUGUUAAUGGAAGGUUUUCUGCACAGAGAGUGCAGAAUAUUAGUCCAUAACUAGAGUUAAUCUAGUGUAUUAGAGUUAAGAAUAGGGUGUUUAGAAAAAGACUCAAAAUCUUUGCUUGUCUUAAGCAAGUCAUUGGUUUCCUUUUUUAUAACCUAUUAUGGACUUUCCACAAUUCUUUCAAAAUUUCAAACUCAUAUAACUCAUAAUCUUUAUUAUUUUGACAUUUUAAGUUUAUGAUUGCAGAUACAGUCCCAAUAGUGCAUACUCACCUACAGAAUUGCUGAGGUUUGGAAAAUAGGUGGAAAGUAAUAAUAUUUUGCUAGUAAGGUGAGCAGGGAAGAAGGACUGGGUUUUCACACUGGAAGGGGCAGCCAUACUGGACUGAAUGAAAGGCCAUACUUUUGAUUUGACUUGUAAAAAAGUACUGUUAUUAAAUCAUUUCUGUAGGACCAUCAUAAGAAAAAAGGUUUGGGUCUUCAUGUUCUUUUGGGUUUUGUUAGGCAUUUGAGAGCCUAUGUUUUCACUGUCACAAGGAAUGUCAAUUUUUAAAGAAGACAAGAAUGUUUUGAAAGGUCAAGGUUAUAAAGAAAUGUAAGUUGAAUAGAGGUCUACAUUUAUUAAUUACAUAUACCUGAUAUACAUGCCCACUACUUAGUUAUUAGAUAACUGUUUCUAUUUAGUAGGAUCUAGCAUCUCACUGCAGUAAAGCUGUAAGAGGGUUAAACCAAACAAAAUUAACCUGUAACACAUACACUCAUACAAGUACAUUACAGUUUUUGUAAUGAACUCUUAAGAAUGCGAUGAUAAACUAUUUGGACACUUUUCAACACUUUUGAGAGAAUCAAUCUAGUUUUAACAUCUAUAUUUUUGGUAAUAUGAAAAACAUUUUGCAAUAACAGCUAUUGGAGUCAUAUCAACGUUUGUCUAAGUUGAAAGAUGAUCUGUGGUAAGAAUCACAGACUUGAUCACCUUUCAAAGAGGUCUUGAUCAGCACAGGUUGCUGUCUUUCUCAGGCCUUGUCUUGAUACAUGUGUGUUGUGGAUACUUAAAUCAGGCUGGGGUAGGGAAAUCGUACUUGUGUUAACUGUGAGAAGUGGGAUCAUAGAUAACCUAAUUGUGCCAUAGGUGAUUUUUGCCAAACAAUCAUUGAACAGAAAUGUAUUGUUAUUGGAUUGCAGGAAAGCUAAGGUACAGUAGAACAUAUCUUAGAAUCCUGUUUUCAUUAUUUGUGUGAGGCCUCUUUGUAUCGUGAAACUUUUUUUUUUCAGGGUUUUCCAUGGUUAUCAUGACUUUUAUUCCAUUAUCAGGGUAAAUCUGAAGUAGCUCUUCGCUGUGAAUCUCAUGUCUUGGGUUAUACUUUGGACCAAGACUAGUUGCACUGAAAAUACAAAUAGGACAGCAAUGUUCCUACACUAUUGUUAAUCCCACUGUAAACGUAUAAAUUUCAAAAUUUACAAAGAGAUAUUCAAGACUCACUUAGCAUUUACAAGUAAUUAGUGGCUUAUCUGCAAUCUUUGUUUAGACUUUACUGAAUUUCAUAGUUUUCAUCAAAACAACUAUGUACCUCUCUUUUGAUGCAAUGUCAUACUUGGUAUCUGCAUUCAUGAAAUGCAUCCAUUAAGGGAAAGUUCUGUUUUCAUCCCAACCUGAGAUGAAGUUUCAACCGAAGAGGGUCUCAAAGGAAACCUAACUGAACACUGAAUGAGUUGUUGGCAGUUGGGUUUCAUAUAUUGUCUUAAGGCUUAGACAGCGCUCAUUGACUGUGAUCUACUGUACAUUAAUGUGACUGUGUGCCAAACGUGUCUGAGUAAGAAAGAAUGAGAGCAGUUCAUGCAUGGACUCUUUUCUAGAGCCUGCUGUUCUGGAUUCUCUAUGAACAGUCUUACUCUCUGUAUGAUUGUAACACAGAGACAGGCGUGUAAACUGCCUACAUCAGGCCAUUUACACUUGAUGUUUCUAUCUCUCGCUGAUGAAAAAAUGUGUUACUGUUUUGUCUUGGAAUUUCAAAUUUUUUCCAGUUGGUUUCUUUGUAUACAGUAUUUACAUUUUCUUGUAAGUAUGUAUCUUUGUGUGUGUACAUAACAUAUAUAUGGGUAUGCAGUGGCAGUCAGCUUCUCCUGUGUUCGUUGAUGCAACACAAUACUUUUGCCACAGCAGUCAAAUUGUAGGAUAAACAGUCCGUGCAUUGAAAUUCAUUUCAUUAGAUGGACAAUGCAUUGUCAUCUCUACAAAGAGAUGAGAACUCCAGUAGUGUAUUGUAGUUGCAGUUCUAACCCUUCCCUCCUCCUUACAAUGCAAAAGCAGGCAUGCCCCACACUGAAUGUUAUUUUCAGUCAUAUAAACCUUUGAAGAGAAAGGCUUGUACAAUAACAUUGAAUGUGAUUAAAUGUAAUGUCAAUAUUAAAAAUUGAACUGUCAAGAAA